AGUCAAUUGGAGUCAAAAAUUUAUCUGAUAUAACAAUAGUGAACAUAUAAAUUAUCGCUCGAUAAUUAGAUUUAUGACAAAUUAGAGUUGCAGGCUGCGGGGUUAAAUAUUAUAGCUGAUUGGGACAAACUGAAAGAAGGAAAAAGAUAGUUAAGAUGGCGAGUGGGAGAGCAGUAGAAGCACUUAGAGCUUACAGAUCAGUACUGAAAGCCACUCACAAAGCCUUCGCCGGCGAUACUUUCAUGCUCCAAAAAUCCGCCGCGGAGGUCAGAAACAAUUUCGAGGAGAAUCGCCACGUCACCUCCGAUGCUGACAUUCAAAGGCUCUUAGAUGACGCCAAUGAUGCAUCUGAGUUCAUUUCCACCAUGAUUGUCCAAGCUAAAUCUACCCCCGACGGUGCUUUCGUGGUGAAGCCUGAGAAAGAACAUGCUGGAGCAACGCUCGAGGUUCCUUCUGAAGAGAUUCUUAAGAAGUUUGCUUGAGCAUAUUACAAGGAAGCUCAGAGCAUUUAGACUGCUGUGCUGGCGUUUUAUCUUUCAUAAACCGUGAGUUUGUCUUUUGAGUCUCUCCACUUGGAAUUUUCUCGGAGAUUCUGCUUUCUCAAAGGUCAUUGCACUUCAAUUUUUUCUGUUUUUGUUACAUUUAGACCAUAAUUAGUGGAUAUUGCAUCCAUCUAUCUAUCUCUCUCUCCUCUGUCUCGCCACAACCACUUUAGAAAGCAAGCAGACGUCCAGCUUUGCUUAAACAUAGCUAUUGUGAUAAAUGAUUGAAAGGUUAGUUGAACUAACUAUGCCACUAAAAAGAGUUAAGUUUUAUUUAUUGACAUUGUAAAUUAUUUGCAUAA
Molecule: messenger RNA, 844 nt
Organism: Lycium barbarum (goji berry)
Lineage: Eukaryota; Viridiplantae; Streptophyta; Magnoliopsida; Solanales; Solanaceae
Product: mitochondrial zinc maintenance protein 1, mitochondrial
Exons: 2
Coding region: 156-482 (108 amino acids)
Biological process (GO): mitochondrial respiratory chain complex III assembly
Source: RefSeq, a predicted model, not a curated record